AUGGCAUCUUGGAAACAAUCUGGUCAAUACACAUCACGUUGUACUUGUUGGUAUCCAUUGUUACCAUCGUUUUCUGCUAGAAUAAUUUUUGCUCUAAGAAAUCUAAUUGGCAUUGCUUGUUGUGCUUUACUAGCCCUUGUUCCUGUAACUUCAAAGUCAAUUCAAGGUCAAAUUCUUUUAGGUCUCGGCUUUAUUAUUGCCUUAAAAAGUACACUUGGCGCAACCAUUCAAGCAAGUAGUCGACUUUUUUUUGCUGGUGCUAUUGCUGCAACUUAUUGUGUACUUAUUAUUAAUUAUCUACCAAGAGAUGUUUAUUUUGCUGUUGGUGCUACUAAUGUCUUUGUUUUUCUCAUGGUUUACACAGAUUUACCACAAAUUGUUCGUCGUUUUUCGAUUCUACCAACGUGCAUUAUACUUUUGCAAUGGUUUGAUAAAGAUAAAUCUCAAAUAAAUACAUCCUAUGUACUGCAAAGCUGGGCAUCACUAUCAAUAGGUGGUGCAAUCGCUCUCCUUUCAUCAUGCAUUCCUUUACCUGCCAUUCCAACUGCGCAUCGUGAGUUAACAAUUCGCAUGAGAUUUAUUGCUCGUCAAAUACGACGUGAAAUUACAGCAAUUGUUCUACUUAUAUCAGAAUAUCAUAAUGUGCAUUUAACUUAUGAUUAUCAUGAUAAACUAAAUGAAAAAACAUCUGAAAGCAAUACAAUUGAUGAAGACAAAAUUGAGUUACCAAAAAAUUCUUAUCACGAAGAUGAUCCUUAUAAUCGUUCAGCAUCAUUUGAAAAUCUUAAAGAUGAUCAUUUACUUGAAAGUGACAUACAAGAUUUAUAUUCACUUGUUCAAGACGAAUUAAAACAGAUGGAACGUGCUUUAACAGAAAUUCCAUUUGAACCAUAUUUUAUAUCAUUGAAAUUAUUAAAUUUAGUACGGAAGCUCCUUCGUUGUAUUCCAUUUUUGAAAAAGUUUAUCAAGAAACCAUCAACGCUUCAAUCACGUUUAGAAGUUUGGGCAACUGGUUUUGUUUCAUUGCAAAGAAUAAUAAGUGGCAUGCUAUCAUUGAAUCGUCAUCAUCAUGCGUUUGUUGGCCAACGGAAAUUAAUUAACGCAAUAUGUAUUCUUAUUGAUACAACAUUUAAUUUUUUGGAAGCUACAUUGCCAUAUACAAUACAUUAUACUAGUCAUACGAAUACUGAAAAAAUUAUAUCAUGCAGAUUAAAAGUUGAAGCAGCACUAGAAGAUUUUUUUGAAACCUAUGCUCAAGUACGUGAAGAUCCAAAGAAUUUAAAUAUGUCCAAUACAGAUUCAAUCAGUUUAAAUACAUUUCUUCUACUUGUAUUACGUCUCGUUCAUGUAACUAUAACAGCUGCUGAAACUAGCGAAACACCAGGUACUUGUCUGGACAUUGGUUUUGAACAAACGAUGGAAUCUUCUUCUAUGAAAACAGAAACUUUUAAGUGGAACGAUAUAUUAUUUGGUGUAGUUAAUUAUAUUGGUUUACGACCGUCGGUUGGUAAAUUUCUACGUGCUACUAAAACAAGUUUGAGUGUACUUGUGUCGGCUAUUGUUGCAUUGACAUUUCGUGAACGUCUGCAAGCACAAAGUUGGGUAUAUUGGGCACCAAUGACAACAGCCCUUGUUUCAGAUUCUUCAGAAGGCGGUACUAUUCGUUUAUCAUUUCAACGUCUAGUAGCUGUUUUACUUGGCUCAACAUAUGCUUAUAUUAUUGUUCUUGUUUCCCGUAGUCGACUUGCUAUUGGAAUUUGUAUAUCAUUAUUUGUUGCUUUUAUGGGUUAUAUUAAAACUGAUGCACAAAAGGAAUAUUUUGCUGUUGUAUGUGGGCAAUCAGCUUCGAUAAUAACAUUUCUUUCCAAUCAAGAAGGAUUCGAAGGGCCUAACAAAGCAGUUUUGGCACGAACAAGUUUAACUUUUUUAGGCAUAUUUAUACAUGUUUUCAUUUCCAAUCUACUUGUACCUAUUUCAGCUCGAAAAUUAGCUAAAAAACGAGUAGUAACGAUGAUUAACAACGUAUCUGCUGCAUUGAAAUCAGCUUGCGAUGAUUUUUGUUUCUUUAUUGGACCAUCACGACCACAACUAUUAUCAACAACAAGUGCACUUUUAAUAGGUCAACAAACAACAUCAUCAGAUAAAACGCCAUUCAAUUUAAUGAACACACUAGCAGCAACAGAAACGAUUGUAGGUGCUUUUCCAGCUUUACUCGAAGAAGCUCUUAGUGAACCAAAUUUUUGGAAAAGUCCAUUUAUAGAAGUUAAAGAUCGUUAUGAUGAUAUUUCGAAAACAUUACAUCGUAUUGUUCGUAAUAUUCGUUUUGUUCAUCGAUGUACAACAAUACUUAAAGCAGAAACAAAAUUACAUUUUGCAUUAGAAGCUAGAUGGCAGCUUCGUCGAGCCAGUGUUAUUUCUUCUUUCAAUACUAAUGAUGCCACACGAUAUUAUACAUGGACCAGGGAUGAAUUACGUAAACAGAAACAAGUACAAAAUGAUCUUGAUAUUCCACUAUCAAUAUUCAUGACAAAUGAUCCACAUUCACGAAUAUUAUUUCAAAAGCAAUCCUUACGACCAAAUAGUUCAUCAACGUCACUUCGACUUGCAAAUAACAAAUCAUAUGAACUAGUUCUUCAACAUAUUUCUACACUUGAAACAAAUAUUCAACAGGUUAUAUUAUUAGCAAAACAAUUAAUUGAAAAUCAAGCAACUGUAGAUGUUGGUUCAUUUGAAUUGCAUCGAUUGUGUCACGAAGAUUUAUCGCAUGAAGAACAAAAAGAAAACUCUCCAAUAAAUCCUUCAAAUUGUCAUGUACCACUUAACUCUGAUACACAACAUGAAUUUCAUGCACUCUCGAAAAGUAGUUAUAAUUUAUUUCCUUGUUGUAAAAUAAAUCAACAGAAAGUGAAUCCGCCAUUGCCAUCAUUGCGUAUUGCUGUUGAUAUGAUGCUAGUAUCAUUAAUAGAAUUUCUUUAUGCUAAUAAUCAUUUUAUUCGUACAGAACUAGUAUCAAUACAAUCAAUUGGUGACAUUUUAGCAUUUCAUACAUUAUCGUAUUCUUUACAAGACAUGGUUGAAGCGACAACUGAUUUAGCCAAAAAUGCUCGAAGAAUAAAACGUAUUGAUAUUCGAACAUUGGUACAAGCAGGCGAUGACAAAGACAUUUCCUAUUGA
Rotaria socialis is the source of this 3174-nucleotide messenger RNA. The record is from the annotation of a GenBank genome assembly. Lineage: Eukaryota; Metazoa; Rotifera; Eurotatoria; Philodinida; Philodinidae.